UUCAGUGUGUUUGUUUUAAUUCUCUUGUUAAACGGUGUUAUUCAAGCUUCACUUUUCGAUUUUGAUGAAUCCAAACAAAAUGAAGUCAUUUUUUGUGUUUGCUCUCUUUGUUGGCGUUGCUUUUGCUUCAGAAUCGAAGGAAGUUCAAAAUUCAAGCUCUGAUAAGGAGAAUCAGUUGCGUCAAUUCAUUGAAACGAAUCAAACGUCUGAAGUCCAUAGACUCAUCGACGAAGGUGUAAAUGUGAAUUGCAAAUAUUUUCAAAAUGAAACGACUCCCUUACAAAUGGCUGUAGAAAAUGGCAAUCUUGACAUAGUAAAAGCCCUGGUUGAGCAUGGAGCCGAUGUGAAUGGAAAUAAUAAACGAAGAGACACUCCGUUACAUUAUGCAGGGAUUUUUGGAAAAGCGGAUAUUGCAAAGUAUCUCAUUGAGCAUGGUGCCAAUGUAGUGGCCAAAAAUGGUAAAUCAAAGACGCCGUUGCAAUACACUGCAUACCGCGGAUAUAUUGAUACGGCCGAAGUUUUAAUUGAUGCCGGCGCCGAUGUAAACAAUGUGACUCGCUGGGGUGUAACACCGUUAAUUAGUGCAGCGACAAACGGUCACACCGAAUACGUUAGAAUGUUAAUUGCUCAUGGCGCUAACGUAAACGCAAAACAAGGAUUUGGAUACACUGGAUUACAUUGGGCUGCUGACCAUGGUCACUUGGAAACCGUUAAACUUCUGCUCGCAGCUGGUGCUGAUGUUCAUAUCAAAAGCUCUGGAGAUCAGAAACCAAGCAAAAUGGCCAUGGAUGAGAAUCACACAGAAAUUGCCGCCAUUCUUCAGGAAGCUGAAGAAAAACAACCACAAGUGGAAACAACCACUACAAACGGAAACAAUCAAACUUCGGUUCAAUGAAAUAUGAGGAAAUUCGUUAAAUUGUAAUUAGUGCGUUCGUAAUUGAUGUUCGCUCAUUUCGAAAAUGCAACAUUAAUGCUUUCAAUAAAUGUAAUAUUCAUCUUUUACAAAUUAAA
Molecule: messenger RNA, 1011 nt
Organism: Contarinia nasturtii (swede midge)
Lineage: Eukaryota; Metazoa; Arthropoda; Insecta; Diptera; Cecidomyiidae
Product: putative ankyrin repeat protein RF_0381
Exons: 9
Coding region: 65-895 (276 amino acids)
Cellular component (GO): cytoplasm; nucleus
Molecular function (GO): protein binding
Source: RefSeq, a predicted model, not a curated record